Sinocyclocheilus rhinocerous is the source of this 1465-nucleotide messenger RNA. Its product is annotated as feline leukemia virus subgroup C receptor-related protein 2-like. Gene Ontology annotation, molecular function: heme binding; heme transmembrane transporter activity. NCBI's taxonomy places the organism in Eukaryota, Metazoa, Chordata, Actinopteri, Cypriniformes, Cyprinidae. The record is from RefSeq and is a predicted model, not a curated record. Gene Ontology annotation, cellular component: membrane. The coding region runs from base 287 to 1465 and encodes 392 amino acids. Gene Ontology annotation, biological process: heme export; transmembrane transport. The transcript has 6 exons.
UCGGCGUGAUGAUGAUGAUGAUGAUGAUGAUGGUGUGGAGUCUGAGGCUCACACGCAUGAAUCAGUGAAGUAGAAUUGUUUCCUGGAGGGAUGUUUGAUGCUGUCUUCACCUCUGCACUUAAGUUUUAUUGGCGCUGGAAACAAAGUCUGUCUGAAGACUCGCGCGCUCUUUGGAACUGAAUUUACGCGUCUAGAAUAUUUCCUUAAUCUAACGGAAGGACGCGAUUCAGGAUUCAUGAAGCAGGAUUGACUGAAGGUAGAAUUUAGCGCAUUUUAGCAGUGCAAAAUGUGCGAAAAAAGCGACAACCACUUUGGAACGGACGCUUCUCAGACUGGGCAGAUGAAAAGCUCCGAUGGAAACUUCGAUCAGGUUGAAAUCUCCGAAUGUAGAGACAUUGUUCCUACCUGUAACACGCGCUUGUACCGGAGGCGAUGGCUCAUUUUGUGUCUCUUUAGCUCUUAUUCGCUGUGCAACGCGUUCCAGUGGAUCCAGUACGGAAUCAUCAACAACAUCUUCAUGAAAUUCUACAACGUCUCUUCAUUCGCCAUCGACUGGCUGUCAAUGAUCUAUAUGCUGACUUACAUCCCCUUCAUAUUUCCAGUGACAUGGCUGUUGGAGAGGAAGGGGCUGCGGGUGAUCGCUCUGUUCGCAGCUUCGAUCAACUGCGUGGGAACGUGGAUCAAAGUGGCCAGCGUUCAGCCCAACCUGUUCUGGGUCACGAUGCUCGGACAGUUCGCCUGUUCCUUUGCGCAGGUGUUCAUUUUGGGAAUGCCGUCUAAGGUCGCGUCCGUGUGGUUCGGAUCUGAUGAAGUGUCCACCGCCUGCGCCAUCGGCGUGUUUGGAAACCAGCUUGGCAUUGCUAUUGGCUUCUUGAUCCCGCCGGUUCUUGUGCCCAACGUGGAUGACAUGAAUGAACUGGCUCAACACAUCAGCGUCAUGUUCUACAUCACAGCCGCUGUGGCCAGCCUCAUCUUUCUGCUGGUCGUGUUUGGACUGAACGUUGGAUGUUUCUAUGCCGUUUCCACCCUGUUGAACAGGAUGAUAAUAGAGCAUUACCCUGGUGAAGAGGUGAAUGCUGGGAGAAUUGGCUUGACUCUCGUCAUCGCUGGCGUGGUCGGCUCUCUGCUCUGUGGAAUCUGGCUAGACAAGACCAAGACUUAUAAGCAGACAACGCUCUCAGUGUAUCUGCUGUCGUUUGUGGGGAUGGUGAUCUAUGCAUUCACCCUGAACUUGGGUCAUCUGUGGGUUGUGUUCCUCACAUCAGGACUGCUGGGGUUCUUCAUGACGGGUUAUCUGCCGCUGGGCUUUGAGUUUGCAGUAGAGCUCACGUACCCAGAGUCAGAGGGAACAUCAUCUGGACUGCUCAACUGCUCAGCGCAGGUCAUGCAUCUGCUCUUCACUUUUAGAUAUAUGGAUAAGUCAAAUCUAAAAAGACAUUCAAGGGACCUAUUCCCACUACUGUGA